UCCUCGCAUUGUGAGCUUGGGCUGCCUGUGCUCUAUGAAGCUUUUCCGUAGGCUAAAGUCAUCGAUAAGUUAUGCGAGACGUUGGCGACUUGCGUGCGACUGUUAUGGUUUGUCGCUGAAACCAUGGCAACAACGUGACAAUGAUGACGGCUUCGUUGCCAAGCUGGCUCGCAGACAGGAAAAAGCUAGCUAUCGACAAAAGCUUUUAUAACUCACAAUUUGUUUUCCUUUUGAAAAGGAAAGCUAUUCAGUUGUCAAGAAGUAAUCGACUUCACUCUGCAUUGUCGUAUUAAAUAUUUGUCCACGAUGGACUCCCUUAUCUUUCGAGAUCCUCUGAGUCAGUAUCGUGUUAUAGGUUUCCACAAGAAAAUUGUUAUAAGCAUUUCCAGCUAUAGUUUUGAAUGCGCUACUUAACUGCAUGCUUAGAAGCGCGCUGUUACGACAUAUGUUUCGGUGUCAUGCAAAUUUUCAUUUGAAUCGAAGAAAACUAAGAAAAUACAAAAUAACAAUGAUGUGGUUAAAAUUACGAACAUUAAGAAAGAUCGGGAACAUUUAAGGAACAACUUCAAAUAUUGUCAAAUGCGCGUACCUCGUGACGUGUCUGUUUUUGUGGUAUAGGUAAAAAAGAAAUAAUAAACAGGGUUGGUCAAUUAGCAACCGACAAAUAAUAUUCAUCUGGUUUUCACCUGGUUAUCUGUUGUCAUUCUCUAAGGGGCUAUUCGUGAUCAUUGACGGCUUGCUUGAUAAUGGGAUGUUCUUCGUCGAUGCAAAAUAGAAUGAAACUCCAGAGACCUGAUAUAUCGAACAAUCUCACCGACGAUCAGAAAAAUGUCAUCAAGAAGACUUGGAUAACGAUCGAGGAAAACCGCACAAAAAUUGGAAAACAAACCUUUAUCAGAGUUUUCGAAUUAAACCCUCAGAUAAAGAAGAUGAUGCCUGAAUUUAUGACGGCUGAUCCGAUAGAGGAACUAAAUUCAUCCAGAAAACUCUUCGGACACAGUAAAACCCUGAUGACUUGCCUGGAAAAUGCCGUGAAGUCACUCGACGAUAAUGAACGUUUUGUUGCUUACCUUGUUGAACUUGGUAGAAGGCAUCAGGUCCGUCCACUUAAAGCUCCGUAUUUUGAAGUGAUACACGAAGCCCUCAUGUUUUCCUUAAAGGACGUUUUCCAGUCGGACUGGACUACAGAAACAUCGGAAUCGUGGAGCGCGUUAUUUCGAUACAUGUCCGAAGCAAUGAUCAUAGGACUUAAUGACACUUAGAUCGCCCUUCCACGUGUAUCAAUGUUGAAUCAGAUACGAACAAGACUGAAUUUUGAUGUUUUUUUAUAGCGUUUAAGCAGAAUUUUGAAAAUACCCUCCUUAGACGAAGUCGAAUGUUUCACCUUAUAUUUCCAUGGUGUGGCGACUGUUUGGGCCACCGGACCGUAGUCAAUGAGCACGAUAAUCGGUCUUGUUCGACCGCUUUCUUUACUUGUUUACAUUUCUUGUUCGUGAGUUUACAACAAUACUUAGUCUCAUAGCGGACACUUCAUGUCACGUGGCUGGCUGUUAUAGGCAUAAUUCUAUAAUCAUAUAAUGUUUCUGUGUAAAUAAAAUCCCUUCUCAACGGCGAACAUUGCUGAGACACUACCGAUGAAAGGAAAAUUCUACUCAAAAGUACCAUUCGAAGCUGAGUGCCCCUAUUUAUUUGUAUAUAUUUAUCAGCGCGGUAACAUCAGCGUGAUGUGAUUUCAAGAGCAGGCUAUUUUUAUUGGAAUGCAAUCUGACUAAAAUGUUCAGCAGAGAAGGGAUUGUAAAUAUCUGAUAAUACUUGCUGCAAUAAAGCACUACUUUUUCCAGUUGUGAUUUGAUAAAGUUUGGUGUAAUGAAGUUUGCUUCUAUGAACCAUUAUUCGAGAACCUUUGGAUUGCGGCAUAUAAGGCUUCUAAUCAGCUACUUUUUCAGUUUUGAAACGCUGCACUAUUUCGAAUCUUUUACAGUUUCUUCGCGAUUCUUCGCCGAAACGUAACGCCAAACGUUCGCGAUUUUUCACCGAAGUCGUAUUGAUAUGGAUCAUUACCUGUCGAAUUCGAAAUUGAAGACAGCGACAAAAGCAGCUUUAUCGACGGUUACUGACUUCUCUUCACUCCGAAAUAUUCUCUUUUUUUUUCUUCCUUUGUAAUUUGUUAUCCUUUUCUCUCUUUCCAAAAAAGUGCCUGAAGUCCAGCCAGAUCGCUCUUUUUCCUUUCUUCAAUCAAGAAUUAACAUUGCGUUACUAAGUAGGUGACUGCGCAGGCCCAUGAAUUUUGUCACGUUCAGAUUUAAGUCUCGCAACAUAUCAGAAUCAGAAUUUGAUCCAGUCGUUUUCUCUCUCGUUUGUUUGGUUAUGUAAGAAAUGCUUCAAGAGUAACCCAGAACAAGGUACGACAAACAGGCUUUACUAUCGCUCUUACUCUUGAUCUUUGAGAUCUGCCGACCAGUGAACUGUUAGAUCAGCCGAGGUCUUUCACAAAAACCUGUGGUGACAGGGCAUCUAGUGUAUGUGCCCCAAGAUAAUGGAACAAUCUGCCACUUGCCUUGCGCAAGUCGAAGUCUGAUCGAGAGCUUCAAAAGGGGCCUUCAAACAUACCUCUCUAAACUAUUUGUAGAGAGCUACUCACUGUUUUUGUAGACAUUGUUAACAUUUUCGAACUGUACUUAGUUUUCAAACCUUGUUCUUUUUGUAUGUACAUGUCAUUACUGAUUCUAUAGUUUAAUGCAAUUCUAGCUUUGUAAAGCGCCAUGUAGGUAGGAAUAGCGCUUUGCAAACGAAGUUAUUAUU
Messenger RNA from Orbicella faveolata, 2802 nucleotides. RefSeq names its product neuroglobin-like. Gene Ontology annotation, molecular function: heme binding; oxygen binding. NCBI's taxonomy places the organism in Eukaryota, Metazoa, Cnidaria, Anthozoa, Scleractinia, Merulinidae. The record is from RefSeq and is a predicted model, not a curated record.